CCGCAAGGUAGGACGGGAGGAAGGCGUGCUGAGUGGGGCUGGGACGGCCGAGAUCACAGUGACCCAAGCGGUACUCCUUGACGGCUGUGGCGCCCUGAUGUCCAUCAUCUCCUGGAAUUCCAGAGUUCUUUACGUUCCCGUGUGUCAGAGAGCACCCCACGUUGCAGAUGCGUAUGUAGAGGGCCAGAGACUCCAACCCUGGCCCAGAUGAUCCCUGGUGUCCUCAACUCCAAGAUUUUGUCACUAUCGACACCACGCACUCUAGCCCUACGGAGAAAGGGGUAUGUGGGAGGGGAUAACAGAAAAACAGACCAGUGCUAGUAGAAGGUAGGGAAUGAGGAAUAGGGUGUGACAUCAGAGGGUGUGACCUUUCCCUAUCCUCAUAUUCCCCUAAUGUGCUCUAUCUGGAACAGAUCUUGGCCUCUUUCCAAGCACUCCUGAUGCCUCAUUUGCCUCUGGCCUCUUUUCGACCACCACUUUGCGGGCUGAGGCCCUCACGGGGCUUCCCCAGGUCCCAUACCCUUUCUACCCAGUCAGAGCCUCAUGGAUCCUCCAUUUCCCGGAGGAACAGUGAAGCCAAACAGAAGCGCCUGCGAGAGAAGCAGGCGGCGCUGGAGGCUGGAAUAGCCCGGAAGAGCAAGCCAUUUGCAGAAUCAAUUAAGGCCUGGACUCCUAAGGAGAUAGUGUUGUAUGAAAUCCCCACAGAAUACGGUGAAAAGAAAGAUGUCUCCCAGCCCCUGCCUCCUGCUUAUAGCCCCUGGUAUGUUGAGGCUGCCUGGUACCCUUGGUGGGUGCAAGAGGGCUUCUUCAAACCCGAAUAUCAGACCAGGCUGCCCCAGGCCACAGGGGAGGCCUUCUCCAUGUGCAUCCCACCUCCCAAUGUCACUGGCUCCCUGCACAUUGGGCAUGCACUGACGGUGGCCAUACAGGAUGCCCUUGUGCGCUGGCACCGGAUGCGUGGGGAUCAGGUGCUGUGGGUCCCUGGCUCUGAUCAUGCAGGAAUUGCUACACAAGCUGUGGUGGAGAAACAACUGUGGAAGGAUCGAAGAGUGAGGAGACACGAACUGAGCCGAGAAGCCUUCCUCAGGGAGGUGUGGAAGUGGAAGGAAGAGAAAGGUGGAGAGAUCUGUGAGCAGCUCCGGGCUCUGGGGGCCUCGUUGGACUGGGACCGAGAGUGUUUCACUAUGGAUGCAGUGGAGAGCCGGCCCCUACCUGGCCGCAUGGAGCUUCGACUGCCGGGCUGCCCCACCCCUGUGUCUUUCGGCCUCCUUGUUUCUGUGGCCUUCCCUGUGGAUGGAGAGCCUGACACAGAGGUUGUGGUAGGAACCACGAGGCCAGAGACAUUGCCUGGAGACGUGGCUGUGGCUGUUCAUCCCCACGAUUCCCGAUACACACAUCUACAUGGGCGAAAACUUCGUCACCCCUUGACGGGGCAGCUACUCCCUCUUAUCACAGACUCCACUGUUCAGCCACAGGUGGGCACAGGGGCAGUGAAGGUGACUCCAGCUCACAGCCCUGCUGAUGCUGAGCUGGGGGCCCGACACGGCUUGAGACCCCUGAGCGUCAUUGCGGAGGAUGGGACCAUGACUUCCCUCUGUGGGGACUGGCUGCAGGGUCUUCACCGAUUUGUGGCCCGGGAGAAGAUUAUGUCUGCACUGAGGGAGCGGGGCCUGUUCCGGGGCCUCCAGAACCACCCCAUGGUGCUGCCCAUUUGCAGCCGUUCCGGGGACGUGGUAGAAUACCUACUGAAGAGCCAGUGGUUUGUCCGCUGCCAGGAGAUGGGGCACCGAGCUGCCCAGGCUGUAGAGUUGGGGACCCUGGAGCUCAGUCCAUCCUUCCAUCAGAAGAACUGGCAGCACUGGUUUGCCCACAUUGGGGACUGGUGUGUCUCUCGGCAGCUGUGGUGGGGCCAUCGGAUUCCGGCCUACCUGGUCGUGGAGGAGCACGCAGAGGGCGACAGGGAGGACUUUUGGGUGGUCGGGCGGACAGAGGCUGAAGCCAGAGAAGUAGCUGCAGAUUUGACAGGGAGACCAGGGGCAGAGCUGACCCUGGAGAGGGACCCUGAUGUCCUGGACACAUGGUUCUCUUCGGCUCUUUUCCCUUUUGCUGCCCUGGGCUGGCCCCAAGAGACUCCAGACCUUGCUCGUUUCUACCCGCUGUCCCUUCUGGAAACAGGCAGUGACCUCCUGCUGUUCUGGGUGGGCCGCAUGGUCAUGUUGGGGACCCAGCUUACAGGGCAGCUUCCCUUUAGCAAGGUGCUUCUUCACUCCAUGGUUCGGGACAGGCAGGGCCGGAAGAUGAGCAAGUCCCUGGGGAAUGUGCUGGACCCUCGGGACAUCAUCCAUGGGGUGGAGCUACAGGUGCUUCAGAAAAAGCUGCAGAAUGGGAACUUGGCCUGCGAGGAGCUGGCGAUCGCGGCCACAGCUCAGAGUGAGGACUUCCCUCAUGGGAUUCCCGAGUGUGGGACAGAUGCCCUGAGAUUCGCCCUGUGCUCCCAUGGGGCCCUGGCAGGUGACGUGCACCUGUCUGUCUCUGAGGUCCUGAGCUCCCGGCAUUUCUGUAACAAGAUCUGGAAUGCCCUGCGCUUUAUCUUCAAUGUUCUAGGGGAUAACUUCAUGCCCCAGCCUGCAGAGGAGCUGGCCCCUUUAUCCCCCAUGGACGCCUGGAUCCUGAGCCGCCUUGCCAGUACCGCCCGGGAGUGUGAGCGAGGCUUCCUCGCCCGAGAGCUCCCGCUCGUCACGCACACCCUGCACCACUUCUGGCUCCAUAGCCUCUGUGAUGUCUACUUGGAGGCUGUGAAGCCGGUGCUGCGGCGCUCGCCCCGCCCCCUAGGGCCCCCUCAGGUCCUGUUCUCCUGUGCCGAUGUGGGUCUCCGCCUUCUGGCCCCGCUGAUGCCCUUCAUGGCUGAGGAGCUCUGGCAGAGGCUGCCCCCGAGGCCUGGCAGCCCCCUUCCCCCCAGCAUCUCUGUGGCCCCCUACCCUAGUGCCCGGAGCUUGGAGACCUGGUACCAGCCUGAACUGGAACAGAGUUUCUCCCUGGUCCAGGAGGCAGUGCAGGCACUGAGAGCUCUUCGAGCCACAUAUCAGCUCGGCAAGGCGCGGCCCCAAGUGUUGCUGCAGAGCUCAGAUCCCAGAGAGCAGGGCCUCUUUGAGGUGUUCCUGGAGCCCCUGGGCACCCUGGGCCACUGCGGGGCUGUGAGCUUCUUGCCCCCGGGUGCAGCGGCUCCCUCCGGCUGGGUCCACGUCCCACUCAGUGACACCAUUCAGGUCUACAUGGAGCUGCAGGGCCUGGUGGACCCCCAGACUCAUCUACCUCUGCUAGUUGCCCGAAGGCACAAGUUACAGAAGCAACUUGAUGGCCUCGUAGUCCGGGCCCCAUCAGAGGGAGAGGCAGAGACACAGAGGCAGCAGAGGCUUUCAUCUCUCCAGUUGGAAUUGUCAAAACUGGACAGGGCGGCCUUUCACCUCCGACAGCUGAUGGAUGCCUCUCCCUGCCCUGGGGAGCUGUGAGCUCUCACUCACCAUCCCUGGUGGGUUUGUUCCCUCCCAGACCUGCCUUUAAGGACAAACAGAUCUGGCAGCUCUCAGGGCCACAGAGGCCACGUGGCCACCUCCCUCAUUCUGUGCAUGAAAAGGCAGACAGGCCUGGUCAGCUUGACUGCGUUCGUGCUCCUGCCCCAGCCUCCUUCCUGUGUGGUCCUGCCUGGAAGUUUAGGGGUGAGAAAACUCACAUAAACUUUUAAAAUCCCAAA
This is a messenger RNA of Manis pentadactyla (Chinese pangolin), 3751 nucleotides long. RefSeq names its product valyl-tRNA synthetase 2, mitochondrial (gene VARS2). Gene Ontology annotation, biological process: valyl-tRNA aminoacylation. The transcript has 28 exons. Gene Ontology annotation, molecular function: valine-tRNA ligase activity; ATP binding; aminoacyl-tRNA deacylase activity. Gene Ontology annotation, cellular component: cytosol. Lineage: Eukaryota; Metazoa; Chordata; Mammalia; Pholidota; Manidae. Bases 441 to 3509 code for a protein of 1022 amino acids. The record is from RefSeq and is a predicted model, not a curated record.